Messenger RNA from Adineta ricciae, 660 nucleotides. Lineage: Eukaryota; Metazoa; Rotifera; Eurotatoria; Adinetida; Adinetidae. The record is from the annotation of a GenBank genome assembly.
AUGAUGUCAAAACUCCAACGUUCGACUUCUGCCAUAUAUUAUCCCAAAGAACAAAAACCAACAAUAAUCUCUCUCUUGGGUUUCUCACGGACGCAGCGCAGUAGGGCAAACAUGACCUCCACAUCGUAUUCUACCAUGGAAAUGGAAUCAUUUACAGAAAAAAGAUCGAUUCUAUCAUUACAAUCGAAUGGACCAUUCAUCAGUGAUAUUUUCCAACGACAACCUGCUAUUGAAAGAACUCGCCGCAAAAUAAUCACAUAUCUUUUCAUCGAAUUUGUCGUAAUGAUUAGCUAUGUAAUCCUUCAAAUCGUCGCUUUCAUUUUGGACGAUUCGGGAUCUCAUAAAGUCGAUACGAGCAUUAUUAUCGAAUUGAUUAUCACCGGUGUUUUAGUUCUUUAUAAUCUUUCUUUCAUCAUUAUGUUAACUGAAUAUUUCCCGCGUGCAAUCUUCGUGUUUUCCUGUCUGACCUUAGUGCAAUUAGCAAGUGCGUUUCUCUUAUUCGUACUUUCAAUUAUGACAACAGUCGUUAGCUUAUCCUUGAUACAUGCCGUUAGAUUUGGAAUCAUUCUCGAUAUAGUUUAUAUCAUCAUAGCUUUGUUCAUCAUUGGUCUAUCGGUAGGGAUAGUUUGCUCUUCGGAAACUAAACUAAUGGAGAACUGA